AUGAUUUUGCUGUAUUUUCUAAUCGAAACACUACGAGCCAGCAAUCCGGAAGAUCGUUGUUUGGAAACAAUCGACCCGGGACCGUGCCAAGUUUAUCAAAUGAAAUGGUUUUGGGAUGAGAGUGACGGACAGUGCAAAGAAUUCACGUAUGGAGGAUGUCUCGGCACUAAAAAUAGAUUCAACACGAAACAGGAAUGCAUCAAGGUGUGCCGAUACAAAUUGUUCAAUCCCGCUGCUGUGCCUGAUCUUUGUCUUCUCGAGGUCGAUCAUGGACAUUGCUCGGAUGAACGAAAUGGACAGUGGUGGUAUUGGUUCAAUUCGGAUUCGGGUGAAUGCGAGAAAUUCUUCUACUAUGGAUGCGGGGGAAAUGACAAUAAAUUCUACUCGAUUCAUUUAUGCCGAAAAGUUUGCGGAGAACGAUUAUCCCCACAAAUUGCUUGUGAUCACUGUGAUUUGAGGACAUCGUAUUGCAAGGGAAAUUCGAAAUACAAUUACACAUGCGAGUGUCGAACGGGAUUUCAGAGAAACACACAUGGAGAAUGCAUUGAUAUCGAUGAAUGUCGAGGUUUCACAGCGGUUUGCGAUAAAAAUGCCUGGUGCACGAAUACGGUUGGAGGAUAUCAAUGCGAGUGCAUGGCCGCGUAUCGAGGAGAUGGAAAAACGUGCACAUAUGUGGGAUUGGGUCGAUCAACGUUGAAUUGUGACGAAUGCUCUCCAAAUGCCACUUGUACAUCGGGUGUUUGUCAAUGUAAAAAAGGAUUUCAAGGAGAUGGCUUCAAUUGCACAGAUGUGAACGAAUGCCUCCGAUCACCGUAUGUUUGUGAUAAAAACGCGGAAUGUCACAAUACGGAUGGAGGGUUUAUGUGUGAAUGUUUAGAGGGAUACGCGGGAAAUGGAUACAAUUGUACGAAAGAGAAAAACUCAUGUCUCGACAAAUUCGACCGUGGCUACGAGACGACUUGUGGAGGGGAAAAUUGGAGAGAGAAUUAUUAUUUUGAUCAUCAAGCAAGAAGAUGUGCUCUUUUUUGGUAUGAUGGAUGUGAGGGAAGAUCGAGAAAUAUUUUCUCUCAUCUUCGAACAUGCGAACAAUUGUGUGAAGAAACGAAUGUACUCACGAGAGCUGAGAUUUGCUGGGACAAAUUCGAUAUGAAUUAUCGAAAUCAGUGUUUGAAUGGCCGUUGGGAGCCUCGUUUUUAUUUCGAUCACGCCUCAUUGACGUGUCGACAAUUUUGGUAUGAUGGAUGUCGAUCGGAUAGUCGAAAUUUGUUCGAUGACAUGCUCACAUGCCAAUGGCUUUGUGAGGCUCAGCCGAUGUACAAAUCGAAGUCAUGUCUUGAAGAUUUCGAUCCUCGUUUCAAGGAUUCGUGUAUGGGUGGAAGAUGGAGACAACAAUGGUAUUUCGAUAAAGCUAAUAAGCAAUGUGUCCCCUUUUGGUUCGAUGGAUGCAAAGGUGAUGGAGGGAAUAUAUUUGAAGAUGAGCAAUCAUGCCUUGUCACUUGCGAACAACCUGCCAAAAAAGAUCCCAUCAAGCCAUGGCACAAAGGGGAAAAGAAGAAAAUGAAAGAGAUCGUCAGUCCGAAUCCCGUUUUCAAGCCCAACUCGAGUAAUAUCUGUGAAACGAAUAAUCCAUGUCAAAACAAGGCCACUUGUCAUUUCUCUCAUCGAAAGAACUCAUAUCAUUGUCGAUGUACACAAGGAUGGACAGGGAGAAAUUGCACGGAACAAGCCGAUUUCGAUCCUUGUUCCUCAAAUCCUUGUCAAAACGGGGCCACAUGUCAGGCGAAAACCGAAAAAGGAACCACGAUAUUUGAGUGUUAUUGUGCGAAAGAUUUCGGUGGACCAAGCUGUGAUCAGAAGCCUUGUGCGAAAAACCCUUGUCACAACAAUGGAACGUGUCGAACAACGCGAAGUCUCGAGCUGUAUUUUUGUGAUUGUUUGCCCGGAUUUGGAGGAAGAGAUUGUGAUGUUGCAAUCGGCCAAUCUCCGCCGGAAACUUUUGGGAAAAAUGUGGACAUGGUUUCUUCAGGAAGAGCUGAAUGGGUUAAUGAAAUGAAACUUCGUUUCACACAAAAGAAGAAAAAUCCCGAUGGGAAAUCGGAUGGGAAAAAUGAAAAAAAAGAGAAAGAAAAGGAAAAGGAAAAGACAAAUUCCGAUGAACCGUACAAAGAACCGAUCGAUAAAAUAGGGAAUUUGAGUGGAGGAGAAGUGAAGGAAAUGACGGAAAAAGAAAUGGUUGACAAUGAGAUGGAAAAGGGACAGAACGAGCCUCAUCUCUCCGUUUCUUCGAAUCAGACCGCUGAAAAAGUCGACAAAAAUGUCUCCGAAAAUCCCCGUAUUCUUUCAUAUUUUCUCGUCUUUUUCAUUGCUAGGCUUCUG
This is a messenger RNA of Mesorhabditis belari, 2376 nucleotides long. The record is from the annotation of a GenBank genome assembly. Lineage: Eukaryota; Metazoa; Nematoda; Chromadorea; Rhabditida; Rhabditidae.